AUGGCAUCCAAUACAUCUCAGUUGCCAUCGCGGUUUCCAUGCUGGUGCCGAGCGGUUUACUCAUGGGGAGGAGAAACAACACGGGAUUUAGGUUUUGUCGAAGGCGAUCUGAUUGAGUGCCUUAACGCGGGAGACGGACAGUGGUGGAUGGGUCGUUUGCGCCGUGAUAAGCGGGCCGUUGGACUCUUUCCCUCCAACUUUGUUGAGCUCAUGAGCGAAGACUUUGUACCCAUCAGCAGGGAUACCAGUCCAAUGGUACAAGCCGCAUCUUCGCCUAUUCACAAUCCGACCUCUGCGCCCAAGAAAGCAAAGACCGUCUUCCGCAAGCCAUUCCAGGCGCAUAAGGAGGCCCUCUCCCCAGCGUCAAACCUAGCUCGCAGCAGAUCAAACACCCCAGUCAAGAGUUCGAUUCCACAAACACCACCUCGAGAUGGCGGCAUUGUUCCUCGAAGUGUCAAGCCUCUUCGAACUCAUGCAUCAGCGGUCAAGAACCAGGGCUCUAUGUCAUCGCGUCCUUCGUCCGUCUCUUCUCGAACUUCCACGCGCGGCAUUUCACCACGCGCAUCUGUGGAACCGGAACGGUCGCCAUCUGCCAUGAUGCCUCGUGGUAGCAUAUCAUCCUCCCGUCCUUCUUCUCGUGAAGUCUCCCCAAUGAUCAGGGAGGUUGCACCCAUGGCCCACGAAAGCUCUCCAGUCUCGUACCAAGCCCAGCAGCAGCAGCGCCGCGAAACCUCCCCUUUGCCACCUCGUGCAACUUCCCCCAUGCCCCAACGCUCCGUUUCGCCAAUGCCCAAUCGCGCGGUAUCUCCUAAUCCUUACCACACACCCUCUGCCAUACCCCAACGAGCGGCUUCUCCAAUGUACUAUGACCACUCUCCUGGUCACCGAGAGGUUUCACCGAUGCCAUACCAUUCGCCAUCAAAUAUCCCUUAUCAACAGCCGUCUCCGGUGUACUACGAUGACUCUCCUAGGCACCGGGAUGCUUCACCACUACCUUAUCAUACGCCCUCAGUCCGGUCUCACCGGGCGCCCUCUCCAAUGUACUACGAUGAUCCACCCAUGCAACGCGAAAUUUCACCAAUGCCCCAUCGUGCUGUGUCGCCAAUGCCCCAAGAGUUUUCCCCUAUGCAAGUGGAAGAGCGCGAAGAUUCCCCUCCCCCUCCACCUCCACCUCCUCACCGAGUCGCUGUCAACCGUCCUCGAUCACACUCGCCCCAGCCGCCUAUGCACGCAUCUCAACCACCCCAACGCUUGCUACGCUCCCCACAACCUCCGGCACACUCCCCAAGGCCUUCGCGCUCACCUACUCCAUUGAACAUGAACGAUCGUUAUGUGAUAUUCUCUCGUACUCCUUCACCAGGAGCAAUGUCUGCACGCUCGGGCAUGUCCGCCCAGUCAGAUGCCAAUGGGAAUACACCAUCCCCGUUGAGAGAUGCGAUGGAAGAUGUGAUGAGUUCAUUGCAAGGCAUGGGUCUACCACGAGAUGCUCCAUCGCCUUCUCCACGACAAGCGCCUUCACCAUCCCCUCCACCGUCAUUCAACAAUCCCUGGUCUGGCGAUGCUUAUGAUGGUUCAAAUGACAGAACACCGCCAGCAAACAGACGUCGACCUUUGACCUCCCUCGGCUUCGAUGGCAGUAAGCAAUCAGCCCGUGGUGAUCUUGUGCACCGCAACAGCGUCUAUUCUCAUGACCACAUGGACGGUCCGCCUCAAUUAAAUAACUAUGUCCAACGUAUGGAAAGUCGUCUUCGACAGCUGGAGUCUCAAAAUCGCCCGCCCGAGGACGAAGAAGCAGGGGACGAUCAGCCUCCCCCGCCUCCCCCAAAACACGCAUCCCAUCACCCACGCAACAAUUCUAUCCCUGCUCAGUAUCCCCAUCUCAGUGAUCGUAGGUCUGGGAAAGAACUCAGAAACGACAGACUGAACCGAACAUUCACGAACAAGUCCAAUGCCACAAGCUCUAGUGGAGUUCAAAGCAUCGGGACCAAUCAUACUACAAGUACGGACAAGACGGGAAUGAGUGGGUUUUCUGCUGGGGGCUUUAGCGCGACUAGCGCCGGGAGCUACGCGAGACGAAAUGGGGCAUACCAAAGGCCGAACACAGCUAUGGAUACCGUUCGGUCUCGUGGUUUUAGCGAUGCAGGACACAUGGAUAGACCGGAGUCUCCGAUGACAGGUGUAUCCUACCACUCUAGCCACAACACAUCUCGUCAAGGCGCAUCUUCGGCUAUUCCGUGGUCGUCCAAUGACAAUGAUGUAGGCGACGCAGGUGGUGUAUUUGGAGGUCUUUCCACACCGAAGAGCAAGAAGCAGGGCUUCUUCAAAAAGAUCUUUGAAUCCGCCAAGACAGGUGCUGCAAGCGCAAGGAGCAGUAUUUCAGUGGGUCACGGCUCCCCAUCUCCCACAAAGGGUAACAGGGUAGUCGAUGUUGUAUCACCAAUGCUCACAUCUCACUCACAUCGCGAUACGCCGCGUGAUAAUGAAGUCAACACAAGCGCCAUCGACUGGGUUCAAGUUCGCCGUGAUGUCAAUCGGGCAUCAUCCCCAAGCCGAAACGAGAGAAUUGAAAGAGCCGAGCGGUGCCAAAUGAUGGAUCAUCCGGUCAUAUACUCUGUCGAGGAAUUACAUGAUACGGCGGAGGGUGACGAGAGCAUUGACGGUUUACCGAUUACUGAGCCUGCAAACUUCAAUUCAGGAAACUUGACCUUGGUCGACAAAAGUGCUCGCUUCAUAAACAGCGUUCCCCCAACAACAAAUCCCACAAGUCUUGCUCAGGGCUAUAUUUGCCGGCCUUACAAGAGUGAUGUGCAGCGCCUCCGCGCAAUUUUCACAUGGGUCAGCGAAAAAAUUGCGUGGGAAGAACCUGUUGAUGGCAUUGAGGUUGAUAUGAGAAGAGUUCUGCACGCCAAGCGGGGCAGCCCUCAAGAAAUUGCCAUUCUGGUUAAUGACAUGUGCGCCGCUGUUGGGCUUCAUGCGGAGGUCAUCCAUGGAUUCUUGAAGACCCCUGGCCAUGCACUAGAUCUUGACAGCCUCUCCCGUCCCAACCACUGGUGGAACUCAGUCCUCGUUGAUGGAGAAUGGCGCUUCAUGGACUGUGCAUUGGCAAGCCCUACCAACCCUCAGAGAAGCCGCUUUGUUAGUAUCAAUUCUUCCACAGCCGAGAACUGGUAUUUCCUUGCCCGACCACUUGACCUUUGCUAUACGCACAUUCCUCUCUAUCCCGAAGAACAACACAUUUGCCCGCCGAUCUCACCGGACGUCCUAUUGGCGCUCCCCACUGUGUGCCCACAGUACUUCAAGUUGGGUGCCCAAUUCCCGGAUUAUGACACCAGUCUGCUCCAGCUUGAGGGCUUGGAGUGCAUGCAAAUUUGUCUCGUGGUUCCACCGGAUGUCGAAUGUGCUGCCGAAGUUGAAGCUCCAGCGUCCGCCUGUGACGUAGAUGGUGACUUCUUUGAGAGCGGUGACAUUGUGCGCAAGCGUGCCCUUGUUCAGCCGGACUGGGUCCGCGGCCAAAAGCGCAUUACUAUUAAGGCUGUCCUGCCUGGCGACGAAGGACAAGCUGUACUCAAAGUAUAUGCCGGCAAGAAGGGCCUCAUGCAUUCCAGCAAAGACAUUCCCCAUCCGUUGGCCCUCGCUCUCCCUAUGUUCCACCAUGGGGAAAACCCACCCUAUGACUUUGUUCUCCGUCAUCCCACUCCCCAUGCUCAGCGCCAUGACCUAUACAUCAUGCAGCCUCAAUGCUCUCGACUAGCCGUUAACAAUACGUUUGUCUUUGCUGUUCGCCAGCAUUCCGCUUCUCCUCAACCUCCGUCCAAGGACGAGUUCUCGAUGAACGGCCGUGCCUCUCCUUCUGUUUUCACGCGCCCAUCUAGUGCUAUGAGCAUGGUGUCCAGUACCGCCGGUGCAUCAACUGUGUCAAGCAACUCAAACGAGUUCUCGGCAUCCACCUCGGCUAUCUCUUCCACCCGCUCUAGUAGUGGCCGAGACAAACCAGCCAAGCUGGCUAUCCAAUCCCCAUCUGGCAAGAUUAUGCGACUUAGCCGUAAGGCUGAUCACAUGGUAGCACCGGACAAUCCAUCUGACUCUAUCAGAGAUGCUGCAGCUGAGGGCAGUGUAUGGGAGAGUGUUAUCAAAAUUGGCGAACGAGGAACAUGGCGCGGCUUGGUCCUUGCUGACCGUGUAGCGCGCUGGUGUGUCUUCUGCGAGUGGGAGUGUGUAUGA
Messenger RNA from Penicillium verhagenii, 4221 nucleotides. Its product is annotated as putative SH3 domain protein (Cyk3). NCBI's taxonomy places the organism in Eukaryota, Fungi, Ascomycota, Eurotiomycetes, Eurotiales, Aspergillaceae. The record is from RefSeq and is a predicted model, not a curated record. Gene Ontology annotation, molecular function: protein binding. Bases 1 to 4221 code for a protein of 1406 amino acids. The transcript has a single exon.